AUGAGUGAUCCGAGUGAUUUUCCAGGUAUGGCCCACUUUGUUGAGCACAUGACCUUUAUUUCGAGUAAAAAGUAUCCAAUCGAGGGUGAAUAUAAGGAUUUUCUGAAGAAACGUGGAGGAGCAACCAAUGCAUCGACCUCCGCUGAAAAGACAACCUAUUAUUUUACAAUAUCGAAUGAUUAUUUGGAAGAAGCUUUGGAUAGAUUUGCUCAAUUUUUCAUUUCUCCAACAUUUUCUGAACAUCAAAUCAAUAGAGAAGUCGAGGCAAUUAAUAGUGAAUUUAAAAAGAAUUUACAAUUGGAAGAAAGAAGACUCUAUCAAUUGAUGAAAAAUUCGUCAAAUCCACUGCAUCCAUUUAGAAAAUUUGGAACUGGAAAUACAAUUUCAUUGAAAACCGAACCUGAAAUGAAAAAUUUAAACUCGAGAGAGCACAUGAUUGAAUUUUUUGAAAAAUACUAUUCUAGUAAUCAAAUGAAAUUAUCAAUUAUUGGAAAUUAUCCAUUUGAAAUAUUAGAACAAUGGGCAAGAAAUUCAUUUUCUGAAAUACGAAACAAUAAUAUGCAAACAUACAAGUAUUAUCCAAGUUCAGUUGAGCCAUUUAACAAUGAAAAUCUGGCCAGAUUAUACAAAUAUAUUCCAAUAUCUGACAGUCCUGUUCUCACCAUCAUGUUCCCCAUCAAUAUUUCAUAUCCUGUUGAGGAGAUGGGAAGAAAUAUGUACUACAAACAAAGCUCGAUAACUAUGCUCAACAACUUGCUAGGUCAUGAAGGUAAAGGAUCUCUUUAUUCUAAAUUUCGAGCUGAAGGACUGGCUCAAAGUGUAGAGUCAUACUAUUACAGUUAUGGAGGUGUUAGUGAUCCAAACACAUCUUUUUAUUUCCUAAUUGUUAAAGUCGAGUUGACAAAAAAGGGAGAAGAUAAAUGGCAAUCAAUGAUAGAGGAUAUUUUCGAAUAUAUCAGCAUGUUGAAAAAGGAUGGAAUACCAAAAUACUUUUUUGAUGAACUUAGUCAAAUGAAAAAGCUAGCCUUUGAGAAUGCUCAGUUUACCUCCACCCAUGCCUCUAAUUUGGCAUCGAGUCUUCAACUUCACCUUCCACAUGAAGUCAUAUCUGCUAACUAUCUUAUUUAUGAGUUGGAUGAGGUUGAUAUUUCAAAUGUGUUAGGACAAUUACAUGCAGAAAAUAUGAACAUUUACAUUUGUAGCAAGUCCUUUGCACAAGAUGAAUUGAAACAUACAGAGAGAUGGUAUGAUAUCAAGUACUCUACAGAUAGAUUGGAUUUUGAUUUUCUGAAUUUAUUAAAGAUGAGUAAGAUUAAUUGCUCCAAAGAGUUACACCUUCCACCACAGAAUAUAUAUGUGCCUUAUAAUUUGGAACUUGUGGAGGAAGAAUCUACCGUAUAUCCUGAAAAGAUUGUAGAUGCUGACACUAUUCGAACUUGGUUCAAGAAGGAUGAUUACUUUAAAACUCCAAGAGGUGACAUUAUUGCUAACAUUAUCGUACCACAAAGCUAUUCAGAUCCAUCCAAUGCUGUAAUGGUUCAAUUAUUUUGUGAUAUGGUACAAUAUUCAUUGAAUGAAGAGUUAUACAUGAUCAAACUUGCAAAAAUUUCCACUGAAAUUGAAAUGAACAAGAGAGGUUUAGCGAUUUCAACAUCAGGUUUCAGUAAUCAUUUGGAAGAUGUCAUUUAUGUAAUGUUAAGAGAAAUUGUGCACAUGUUCGAUAAUGUUGAUACAUGUUUUACUGAAAAAAUGUUUGAUUACAUCAAGGAAAAUAAUGUUAGGUAUUAUCAGAACCAAAAGUUUAAGAGACAACCAUAUCAAUUUGCUAGUUCAGAAUACAUCAAUUUCUCUUUGAGGGCAUUUGAUUAUUCAUAUGAGGAGUUUGCGAAUGCUUUAGAAAAAAUUACACUGGAGCAAUUCAAAGGAUUUGUUAAAUUUUGGAGUUUGACAAUGACAGUUGAGUGUCUUAUUCAUGGUAACUUUAAAAAGGAUUUGGCAAUGAGACUAUCUGAUAAUAUAACUAGAAUUUUAUUUGAAGAAAGAAACAAAAGACCAAUGACGCCUCUCCCUUGUCAGGAUUUACUUACCAAUGUAGCUAUUUAUCCACCGAAUAAGGAUCUUGCUUUAGUAAUUCCAAAUCCAAAUGAAACGAACGAAAAUAGUGCAAUUCUUUCCUGUUUCCAUAUUGGCCCGAGAUGUAUGAGGAUGGAUUGCAUUUUGGAGCUUUUUGCACAAGUAUCAAGUAGCAAAUAUUUCCAAUAUAUGAGAACAGAAAAUCAAUUUGGAUACAUUGUUAGCAGCUAUCAACAAAUGAUCCACAAUGCCUCCUUCUUUGCUUGUGUAGUUCAAACAGUUAAAGAUGAUUUGUAUCACAUCUUCCAUGAGAAUGAUUUAUUCUUUGAAAAAUUUGGUAACCAUUUGGAGGAAAUUACAGAUGAAAAGUUUACCGAAAUUAUUGAAUCAAUCAUUUCCAAAAACUUGGAAAAAGAAAAGACAAUGGCUCAACGAUCCUCUCGAUACGAUAUUGAAAUAUACAGAAAGCAAUACAGAUUUGAUAGAUACCAACUGAAAGCUGAGGAAUUUAAAACAAUAACCAAGGAUGAUCUCAUUAACUUUUAUAGAGAUUAUAUUUUGAAAAGUGGAAAGAAUUUUGCAAGGGCUAGCUUUAUUGUAACAAAGAAGGAUUUGAUUAUUACAUUCCCAGAAGAGAAAAACAUUGAGCUCGUCAGAAAUAAGGAAAAUUUCAAACUAGGCCUAUCAUAUCAUCCACAUUUCAUUUAUUAUUGAUUAGCUUGAAUGUUCAUCACUUUCUUUCAAAAGUUUGGUGAACAACAUUUGCAAUUUUCAAUUCGUCCACAAGUUUAAAAUCAUUUUCAAAUUCAGGAAUGUCCAAAUAAAUACCCUCACCAAGAGUUUCGUCC
Molecule: messenger RNA, 2921 nt
Organism: Naegleria gruberi
Lineage: Eukaryota; Heterolobosea; Eutetramitea; Acrasida; Naegleriidae
Product: peptidase
Exons: 1
Coding region: 1-2787 (928 amino acids)
Biological process (GO): peptide catabolic process
Cellular component (GO): cytosol; mitochondrion
Molecular function (GO): metal ion binding; metalloendopeptidase activity
Source: RefSeq, a predicted model, not a curated record